AUGUUGGCGAGGCUCAUGGCGCGGCUCCGCGGCGGCGAGCGCGGCGGGCGCCGGGCCUGCUACGGCAUCGCGGCGACGUGCGCGUGGCUGCUCCUCUUCUGCGUCCUCGCCGUCGCCCUCGGCAGCGCCUGGAAGGCCUUCGCCUUCGCCAGCCUCGCGCUGGUGGCCUUCGGCGCCGUCGACCACUUCGCGCCCGACACCUGGUGCGGCGGCGCGGGCGCGUCGGAGCGAGGCCAGUCCAGGGCGGCGGCGGCGGCGGCUCGACGGUUCGGGCUCGGGCGCGCCGCGAUCGACGCCCUGCCCACGUUCGCGUACGGCGCCGACGGCAUCGACCUCGAGUCGGGGGGCGGCGCCGCGUGCUCGGUGUGCCUCGAGGAUCUGCGGGCCGGCGAGAUGGCGCGGCGGAUCCCGGCGUGCGGGCACGUGUUCCAUGUCGGGUGCAUCGACAUGUGGCUGCACUCGCACCGGAGCUGCCCUCUCUGCCGGUGCGACCUCUCGCCGCCGAGGAAGGUUGUUGUCAAGGUGCCGGCGGUGGAGAGUGGAACGCCUGCUGAGGGUGCUUUGCCUGCGGUGGCGGCGACGGUGGAACCGCUGGCUGAUGAUCAUGAGGCUUCGCCGCCGGCGGUGACAGUGGAAGCGAAACGGCAUGCUCAUGUUGUACCGACGGUGUAGAUCCUGCGUUUAAGAAAUUUUUAGGCUAGAAAAUGUCAUUUUUCUGCACGUCACCCAUGCACACAGUAGGAUCGUCGCACUUUCGUGUUGUAAAUCUUUUGCAUUCCUCUGUAUUCCGCCUGUAUAAUCUGUAUAUAGUUGCUGAGACUUGAGACUACAGAAAUUAAACAGAUCUUGUGAAUUGGCAACACAUA
Molecule: messenger RNA, 866 nt
Organism: Hordeum vulgare subsp. vulgare (domesticated barley)
Lineage: Eukaryota; Viridiplantae; Streptophyta; Magnoliopsida; Poales; Poaceae
Product: RING-H2 finger protein ATL39-like
Exons: 1
Coding region: 1-672 (223 amino acids)
Source: RefSeq, a predicted model, not a curated record